CCAACACACACACCCUCCUCCAAUCUCUUUGUCACUUUAUCUUACUUAGCCUUGUGCAUUCAUCUAACAAACGAUGUGGCCUCAAGUACUGGGACUAAGGGAUCUCUCGCUAAUUAUUCCCUUGACAUCAAGAAAAGAGAAAAGUAAGAAGGAGAAAGGGAGAGAGGGGUGUAGAUAGAUGAGCUGAGAGAGACAGAAACAUGUAGCCACAAUCACAAAGACCUACUGACAUGUUGCACCAUUUUAGAGAGAUUCCGUAAAGAGAUGCAUUAUUGCGAUAUUCUAGUUCUUAUGGGAAAAGGUUGUUUAACCCUUACAGUGCUGGGAAGCUCUGCUGCAAUAUUAUUGUUUUUUGUUUUUUUCAUUUUCUUAAAAUGUGAUCAUCAUUGAGACUGUUUCUAAUAUUUUUUUCUCUCUCUCUCUUUCUCUCUCCCUUUUUUCCGCCCGUGCCCCUCUUUCCAUUUCUGUUUUGCAGCUAACAAGUCCCUGUUGGGAGGAGGAGGAGGUAUCAUAGUCUCUGUUUGUCUUGUGUUCCCUGUUUGACACUCUGCAUUCUACAUACACAGCUGUCCAUUAAAUGUAGAUAUCUGUUGCUGUACUGAGCUGUAUGUCUACCUGUUUGCUCUCUCUGGAAACCACAGCCACUUCUCACAUUGGUGCAAAUGUAAAUAUGUGUGAAAACUAAAAAAAAUUCAAACUCGAAAUUUGGAACAUCAAAAACAUACAUUAGUUUUUUAGGAUACUAAUUAAACUACAUUGUUGUAAAUUUAAAUUUUGGCAAAUCUAAGUGACAAUUUUAUAAGAAAUCUAAAUCUGCUGGCUGAAUUGGUGGCGCCAGUUUGAAUAAUGCUAACAUUUUUGCACAAUUUUGCAAAUCUGCUCUUUGAUUUUCCCAUCAUUCUUCCUCUAUCUCAGUGGUUCCCAAACCAGUCCUCACACGCCCUACCAGUCCAGGUUUUAGGGAUUACCCAGUUGUGUCUAAGGUGGUUUGUUUUGUGGGUUUUUAUUUAUUUAUUUAUUUUUCUUUUAAAAACACCUUAGAUACAACUGGGUAAUCCCUAAAUCCUGGACUGGUAGGAUGGGGCAUGGGGACUGGUUUGAGAACCACUGCUCUAUCUGAAUUUGCUAGACAUGGCUGUUGCAUGAUAUGGGAUGGUAAGGCAUGUAUAAUACGAAAGUUAUGUUGUCAACUGGUUCUAGAGAAAUCAUAAUAAAAGGCAAAACUGAAGAUUGAGUGAUCUAUAAAUGUCUCCCGGACCUUGAUUUGGCACUGUUUCCAGCAGUAUAUGAUUCAUCCUUGUAUACCUCUCAUAUUUCAUGGUUUGUAGAUCUAGGGUUUCUUAAAUCUUAUGGCAACAUAUUACAUGAUUGUACUGGUUUUGUAAUGUCUCAUGUAUUGUUAAAUUUCCCCCCCUUUUAAUAAUAUUGUAAAGCACUGCGGAAUAAGUUGGCAAAAAUAAUAAUAAUAAGAUAAAAGUAAUCUGGAAGCUGUAAUUUACAUGGUUUGCACCAAUGUUUCAUAGCAUUGGACAUAUCACGCAAACAGUAUUCUAGUAUUUUUCUAGUAUUUUUGGUGUUGGAAUCUGAAAAAGAAAAAAUAAAUAAAUAUGGAAAAAUAGAGAAUAAAAUAAAUAAUGAGGCGGGCAGGUUAGUGAAAUAAAGCGGGGGUGGGGGAAGAAACAAUAAGAGCGCAGGUGAUAGUGGGAAGAAAGGCUUGUUAACUGGGAACUUAGGCAGAUGACUGCUUUGAACCUGAAUAGUCCAUGGCUCCCACACCUUCACUGCAUGUUACUAUAUUGUGUGUUCUACAGUGAGUUACUCCUUAAUAUACAUACAACAUUUUGUUAUGUUUUUAAUGCAUGGGAUGACAUCACUCACUGUGUACUAUGGGACUUGAAAGCGUGGUCUUCCUGUCAAAAUAGCAAGCAGAUAACAUAAUAUACCUUAUUAUUUAUAUUUUUAAAAAUUGAGAUACUGAAAAUGACACUUAUCAGACAUAUUACCUAUUUUAGUUAUUUUAUAUAGUUUUAUCAUUCCCAUUUGUACCCUGUGCAGAACUACAUGUCUUGGUAUAUGUCUGUGGACAUUGAUGCACCUUCAUUAAAAAUUGGUAUCGCUUUCAAAUGUAGCUGCUCUGAAAAAUAUCAAGUUGGCAUUCCCUACAUUAAAGGCUUCUCUGUAGAUCAUAUUUUCCAAGGCCACAAAAUGAAGAAUAAUUUCAAAAUUCCCAGGUUUUUACCUGUACAAUAUCACUUUGCUAUACAUGGCUGUCUCUCAUUCCUACACGGCUAUCUUCCUAAGCACAGACCUUAUGCUGCUUCCUCGUUGAUUUAUUGCAUCUCUAAGUACCUGAGCUUAGAAUUAAUGGGAUUGAAAAAGCAAUUAAAAGAGUGAAGACAAACAUAGAAUGGAAAAGAGAGAGAGAGGGAUAGGCCAAGUCAGGAGAGGUGGAGGGAGGGGGCAGGCAGCAUGGAAAAGAAUGAUGGCUCUGGCUUGAUAGAGAUUGUACAAAACGAGAAAUAGUAGAAAACCGAGAGCUGACGGCAAAAUGGAAUAUUGGAGAGAAUCUGCGUUACACAGGGAUGACAAAUUGGUGAGUGAGUGAAGGUCGGGAAGGAUCAGUGGAGAGGAGAAGUAAAGCUCAAAAGGCAGAAAUAGAGUGAAUAUGUGGGCUUUAUCAGAACACAUUGAAGUUAUUAACCCUUUCUGGACCAUGAUUAAACAAACCUCCUUUCGGUCUGUCUUGCGGAUCCAAAUCUCACGUAGUGAGUGGAGUUGUGUCUGUAGGGUUGAGAGGGUGGUCCUCUUCAUUCCCCCGGAGUAUGCUGGGUUUUACUUUUGUGUCCAUGUGGGUUCGUUUGUUGGUGUACCAGGCAAAGGGAGGUAUCCCUGUGUGUUGUUCCAGUCCCCUUCGUUUGUGAGCAGCUUUUAGACUUCAGUUGAUAAUUUCCAAAAGUUUGUUAGCACAGUUACAGGUGUGCACUUUGUGUAGGGCUGCGAGGCAUAGUUGAGGAAAUAAAAAUGUAAGUUAAAGCAUACAUUGAACAUUGCUUCGCUAUGGGUAGCAAGCGUAAAAUCUUUCAACAUAACAUAUUUAAACAUUUAGGAUAUUCACAUUGCCAUCUAAGGCUUUUAGGUACCCGAUACGUGUCUUAUCUGUGCAUGUAAUACUGUGUGUCCGAGAAUGGGUUGGUUCAGGGAGUCGUUGGCCUGCUGCUUAAGCUACCUUAUCAUUUGGGAUAUUCAGAUAACCACAUACCCAAGACUCUUAAACUCCUGCUCAGUACUAAAACUGUGCUAUAUAUUCUGUGUGUCCUAGGCCGGGUGGACCCAAUUACAUGUUGGUGCACCCCACUGAGUGGUUAAUCUGUUAAAUAGUGCUGAGAUUAAAUAAUGGCUACUGUGUCUCCGAGACCGGGUAGGGGAUGUGUUGGUCCUCUAUUUUGAAGACAUGUACAGUCUGAGCGUUCAUUCUAUCGAUUUACUUAGAUACGCAAAUACCUGAACAAUGCAAAAACUAAACUAUAGAACUAAACAACUUGCACUGUAUGUCCUUGGCCUGGUAUUCUCUGGGGCAUAUUGGCUCCCACUACAGUGUGGUUAAACAUGUAAACCAUGCUGUGCUUAACUAAGGAAUACUGUGUUUUUGAGGCUAGGUUGGCUCAGGAAUAUGGUGGCCCUCCACAUGAGAUGUCUGGACCUUUGGGGCGUGCAGAUUAUCAAAUUUAUUACACACUCAAAUGCCCUAACAAUGCUAUAAUGAAACAUGGGAAUUAGACAUUAUGCACUGGGUGUCCUAGGCCUGGUAGACUCCGGGGCACAUUUGCUCCCACCCCAGAGCCAGCACAGCCAGCUCCCCCCUGCAGCCGCCAGAACAGCCAGGAGCCAGCUCCCCCUGCGGCCGCCAGCAAACCUGACCCAGCUGUCUACCCUGCAAGACUCAUGUCCGGUCGCCCACGGGUAGCUAUAUUAUGUCUCAGUCUGUCAGUGUUUGUGUGUGUGUCUGUCUGUCUGUCAUGGUGUGUGUGUCUGUCUGUCAUGGUGUGUGUCUGUGUCUGUCAUGGUGUGUGUAUGUGUCUGUGUCAUGGUGUAUGUGUCGUGUGUGUGUGUCUGUCAAGGUAUGUGUGUGUGUCUGUGUCAUGGUGUAUGUGUCUGUGUCAUGGUGUAUGUGUCGUGUGUGUCUGUCAUGUUAUGUGUGUGUCUGUCAAGGUGUGUGUUAUUAUUAUUAUUAUAGCCAUUUAUAUAGCGCCAACAGAUUCCGUAGCGCUUUACAAUAUUGUGAGAGGGGGAUUUAACUAUAAAUAGGACAAUUACAAAAAACUUACGGGAACAAUAGGUUGAAGAGGACCCUGCUCAAUCGAGCUUACAUUCUAUAGGAGGUGGGGUGUAAAACACAUUAGGACAGGAAUUUGCAGUCAAAUAAGGUGGGCUGCCCUUUAGGAGAGAGCAAGAGACAGGUAUGUGAGGCAGAGGUUAGUCUUGGAGGCCAUAAGCUUUCCUGAAGAGAUGGGUUUUAAGGCACUUCUUAAAAAAUGCAAGACUAGGGGAGAGUCUGAUGGCGGUAGGUAGGCUAUUUCAUAGGAAGGGAGCCGCCCGCGAGAAUUCCUGCAAGCGUGAGUUGCCCGUACGGGUGCGGACAACGGACAGGAGGUGGUCAGGGGCAGAGCGGAGAGACCGAGAAGGGACAUAUCUUUGGAUCUGUGAGGAGAUAUAAGAGGGGCUAGAGUUAAGUGCUUUAUAGGUGUGAAUUAAUACCUUGAAUUGACUCCUAUAGCAUACAUGAAGCCAAUGUAAGGACUGGCAGAGGGGUGAGGUGUGAGAGAAUCGACUAAAGAGGAAAAUCAGUCUGGCAGCAGCGUUCAUUAUGGACUGUAGCGGUGCAGUACGGCUUUUGGGAAGACCAAUAAGGAGAGGGUUACAAUAAUCCAAUGCGAGAAAUUACUAGAGCAUGGACAAGCUCCUUGGUAGUAUCUAGUGCAAGAAAGGGGCGGAUGCGAGCUAUGUUUUUAAGAUGGAAUCCACAGGAUUUGGCAACAUGCUGGAUGUGAGGCCAGAAUCAAGUAUGACGCCAAGACAGCGCGCUUGCAAGGAUGGACUGAUGUGGGUACCACAAACUUGAAGGGAGAGGGAAAGAGGAGGAUCAGUAUUAGGAGGAAGAAAGACAAGGAACUCAGUUUUAGAGAGAUUGAGUUUCAGAAAGCGGGAGAACAUCCAGUCAGAGAUGGAAGAAAGGCAAGCAGUGACACAUUGCAGGACGGCAGGUGAGAGUUCCGGGGAGGAGUGAUAUAACUGGGUGUCAUCAGCGUACAGGUGGUAGUGGAAUCCAAGAGAGGCAGUAUAGAGAGAAAAUAGAAGGGGACCAAGGACAGAGCCCUGGGGGACUCCAACUGAGACAGGAUGAGGGGAGGAGGUAUCAUUAGAAAAGGAGACAUUGAAUGAGCAUUGGGAGAGAUAAGAGGAAAACCACGAGAGGACAGAGUCACAGAGACCAAGUGAUUGAAGAGUUUGAAGAAGGAGAGCAUGAUCAACGGUGUCAAAGGCCGCAGAGAGGUCAAGAAAAAUUAGUAUGGAGUAGUGGCCUUUGGAUUUAGCUGCGAUUAGGUCGUUACUAACUUUGAUAAGCGCUGUCUCAGUAGAGUGGAGAGGGCGGAACAUGCAUAAGGGAAGAUUAGGUCAAGGGUAUUGCCAGCUACAUGGGUGGGAGAAUUAGCCCACUGUGAUAGUCCAAGGGAGGAAGUAAUUGAGAGUAGUUUAAAGGUCAAAGGUGGGUUAAUAGGAAUAUUGAAGUCCCGCGAAUUAGGGAUGGAAUAUUAGAAGAGAGGAAAAAGGGUAGCCAGGCAGCAAAGUGAUCAAGGAAGAGAAGAGGGGAGCCAGGGGGAUGAUAAACAACAGAGAAGGGUUUGAAAAGGCAAAUUUAAUGUAUUUCAAAUGAUCGGAAAGAGAGGGAAGGGGGGGUGGGUAGAGGUUUAAAGGAGCAUUGAGGGGAGAGGAGAAACCCUACACCACCACCUUCACAUUCAGAGUUUCUUGUGUUGUGGGUAAGUUGAAGACCACCGAAGGACAAAGAUGCAGGGGUAGCAGUGUCAGAGGGGGAUAGACAGGUUUCUGUUAAGCCUAGUAAAUCUAUUGAAUGAGAGAUGAAGAAGUCAUGGACAGCAGUGGAUUUAGUAAUAUUGCAAACAGAGCGUGCAUUCCAGAGGGCAGUAUUGAAGGAGGAUUUAGAGAAACAUGAGAUGGGUAUGAGAUUCGUGUGGAUCCUUGGGUUAGUAUGUCGUGAGUUUGCUGAGAUGGGACCGGGGUUUGGAGAGACAUCACCAGCUGCUAGGAGCAGAAGGAUAGAAAGGAAGUGAAGGUGGGAGUAGGAUUUGAGUUUUGUAGGAGGGUAUGUAUGUAGAGGAGUUGGUGGAGAUAGGCUUGAAAGGUAUGUGUAGAGUGCAUGGGAUGAAUAGUAAGGUGGAAGUAAUGAACAUGGUGUUGCCAGGUGACAGGUGAGCAAAAGGAUAGGGAUAUUUUAGUAAUGAGAGAAGUUAGUGUUAAAGUGAAAAAUAGAAGGGAGAACAUUAGAGAAAGUGUAUUCUGUAGAAUAUAUAUAUAUAUAUGUGUAUUCUAUAGAAUAUAUAUAUAUAAGUUUACUCAAUGAUGACGUAUAGGGGGCGGACCGGAAAUCGGAUAUGUUCGCCCAACGCGAACACGCUAUUGUUCGCCGGCGGACAUUUCACGACAUCUCUAAAAAUGACAUGAUCAUACCAACUUUAAGAAAAACAAAAACAGAAGAUCAGGAUGGGAGAUAUAGUUAUCAAUUAAGCAGUGAUAGUAUAGGGAGGGAGAUGGAAUAGAACACAAUUUUAAAUUAAGAGUUUAAAGGAAACAGUAAUGCAGGAAUUCCUGAGUAGAUCUUCCAGAGAUGAUACCUCUGCUCAGAAGAUUCUGCAGGACUUGGUCGCUUGGGAGUGCUGGGUGUUAAUGCUGUUUUAAGGGGCCCAGUCUCUGCUCAGAACAUUCUGCAGGACUUGGUUGCUGGGUGUUAAUAUUGUGUGUCUAUCAUGGUGUGUGUGUGUCUGUCUGUCAAGAAAUGUGUGCCUCUGUCAUGGUGUGUGUGUCUGUCAAGGUGUGUGUGUGUGUGUGUGUCACGGUGUGUGUGUGUGUGUCAUGGUAUGUGUGUGUCUGUCAAGGUGUUUCUGUGUCUGUCAUGGUGUAUUUGUCUGUGUUAUGGUGUAUGUGUCUGUGUCGAGGUGUGUGUGUGUCUGUCAUGGUAUGUGUGUGUCUGUCAUGGUGUGUGUGUCUGUCAAGAAAUGUGUGUGUGUGUGUGUCUGUCAAGAAAUGUGUGUGACUGUCAUGGUGUGUGUCAAGGUGUAUGUGUGUCUGUCAAGGUGUUUGUGUGUCUGUCAAGGUGUGUGUGUCUGUCAAGGUGUUUCUGUGUCUGUCAAGGUGUGUAUGUGCGUGUCUGUCAUCUGUCGUGGUGUAUGUGUGUGUCUGUGUGCGUUUAAAAAUAAUGUUUUUACUCACUUUUUUUUUUCCCAGCCCUGUGCUGCAGGGCUUGCAUAGAUUUUUUUCCAGGGCUGUUUUGUAUCCCCAGUCUGGCCCUGGUGGCCCCUGUACAUUUAGGGUGUUCAGAGUGCCAGAUAUUCUAGAUAUUUAAGUGCCUGUUCAGUGCUGACAUUAAACAAUAAAGCUAAACAAUAUGCCCUGUGUGUCCCAAGCCUGUUGGAUUCCGAGGUAUAUAUGGACCUCGCUAUAACAUAAUUACAUGUAAAAAGUGCCAAAUCUAAACAAUAUGCAUUUUUUUGUCUAAAACUAAUCGGGAGCUGUUGGAGUUUCGGCUCCCCGGAAAGGAUAUGAUCAAAGCUUGUCUGACAGUUCAUCCGGUGGGGCCCUAAACGGGGCCUUUGGGGUGGUCUCUUUCUUGUGUAUUGUCUUGGAGGGAGCGGGGUGUUACUUCUUUUAUUGGUGUUUGUGUUGAGCUGGUCCGCCGCUUGUAGUGUGAGGCCCAGUGUUGAGGCAAAGUCCUUCAUUUAUGCUGGAUGUUAAAGGGUGUAUUCCUGUUCCCCUUGCCGGACUGUUAGAUUAAAUGGGUGUCCCCAUCGGUACUUAAGUCCUUGCUGGGUUAGAGCUAUUGUGAGUGUUUUAUGUUCUCUCCUCUUCUUCAAUGUUGUGGGUGCCAGGUCUUGAACAAAUGCUAGCGUUUGCCUGUGAUAUUUCGGUGGUGCAGUUCUUGCGACCGCCAGGAGCCGUUCCUUGGUGGUGAAGUGGAGCAAUCUUACAGUUACGUCUCUUGGGGCUGUGGUGUUAAAUGCAGGUGGUCGUAGGGCUCUAUGAGCCCUUUCUAUUUCCCAGUCCUAAGCUGUGGUGUCCCGUAGGAGUGUUUGAAAUGGCUCCUGGAGUGUGGGCAAGAUGGCGUCUGCCAGUACUGUUUCCGGAUGGCCACAGAUUCGUAUAUUAUUCCUCCUGGAUCUGUUGUUCAAAUCCGGCAGGUUAUCUUCCAGGAAUUGCAGCUUGUCACUCAGGUAAAAUAUAUCCUGGCUGUGUUGUGUGGUUUUAGCAUUUAGGCUCGUUAUGUCUGUUUUGGCCUGGCUGAUGCAUUCUGUUAAGGCCUCGAGGUCUUCCUUGAAGUCCGAUAUUUGCCUUUCGAGCUCUCUUGCGGUGUGCAUUUUAAUUUCUGCGGUGGCCUCCUGUAGCAUGCGAUGGAGGUCUUGUUUCAUUAGCGAGGCUUGUUGUCCCACCGAUGCUUCGCUGCAGUCAGAGUCUGAGCCAGAUUCCUGUAGGCCUUGGCUUAAAGAUGGCCGCCCCUGUUCUCUGGGCCCAGAACAUUGUGGCCACUGAUGGCGUUAGUUCCUUUUUUUUUUCGUGCCCCCCAUGAUGUUGCUGGUUGGGUAAGCCUGUGGGUGGCUAGUGGUGUCUGUUUGGCGACUGGAUGCCUGGUAAAAUGUGCUGAUUGUAGCUAGAUGUAACUCCUGAGAGGGAGAGCAAGAGACUCAAGCAUCCAUCCGCAUUGGUGGUCAGGCUCCGCCCCCCUAGAGUAUUCUUUUAACAUUAACCUCAAGGCUUUUAAUACUUAAUGGCCCCAAAGUCCCUCUCUGACCUUGUCAGAUACCCUUCUUACGUUGAUUGUAUCUAUCACAAUAAACAGACCACUAACCCUAAUUCUCUUUCUAAUUCUUAAUCUAAACAACCACCACUUUAUAUGCAGGAGUCUCUCUUACCUUUUCCUACCAGCUUACCUGCUCUGGACUAAGAAUCUAUUAAUCCUCAAAGAAAGCUAGGGGAUCCCCCAGUCCACCAUUAUGCAUUGUCCACCACUCCAAAGGCCAGUGAAUUAAGGAACAGGAGAUGCCUAUUCUCCUGGUACCAGUACUGUGUACAAUGGAUAGGGCAUCAUCUGGUCUUGUAGUGAUGAGGUGGGGAUUUAUACUUAUUGAGGUAUGAGGGUUUGAAGGCCCUCAUAUUGUAGCAGAAUUGGGUGCAUGGAACUUGUGCCUCCCCUGGCACUGAAAUCAUUGGAUUAUGUGAUUCUAGACAGUUCACUAUUGUUAAUAAACUUCCACCCAACAAGUCAAGAGGUGGAGGAAGCUGUUGGGGCAAUUUGUUCGGCACUUACACAGUUUUGAUUUGAUUAUCCUUUUCCUCAACAUACAUAGGACAAAAGAAGAGGGAGAUAUAAUUUCUGCUCCAUUCCUCCAGUAAAUCUUGUUGUAAGGGUUGUACUAAAAUUUGGCUGUAUUUUGGAGAGGCAAUUUGCUGGGCUCUUUCUAGUUUUAAGCAUUCAAGCAUGUUUAAUGUUUACUUUUCUUUUGUUUGUAUGUAUGUAUGUAUUAAAAGAAUUUACUUUAACUUUUUAUUGUUGCAAGGAAUAAAUUCAGUAUACAAUGGAGCAGUUAAGAAAGUUCCAAUAAAAUGCAAAUUAUAGAGUGUAAUAAGUGUGAUGUCAGCAAAAUGGAGGUGAAAAAACUAGAGGAGUGAGGGUGAGGGUAAGAAUAGAUGCCAAAAAAUGAUAACUGGGGAAAGUACCAGACUAAAGUCAUCUGCCCUAACCAGAGCAGCAUUCUACAUUUAAGCCAGAUAAGGAUUAAUAUCCCACAGGGCCUUCGUAAUGUUACCAGGUUGGAACCCCCUGUUUAUUCUUUGCAAAGGAAUGAUUAAUGAAACCAAGCAAUCUCAUGGUUCUGGGUCCUGUAUGUCUAACUCCUGAACCCUAAGUAACCACCUAAUUUCACCUUGUGGUUAAUCCUGCUUUGAUUUGAACUAAAAAGUCUACAAUUUUUUUUUUCUUCAACUAGGAAGCCCAUACUUUAAUUGCAAAAAAUAAUUCACAAAAUAUAAUAGGAAAAUAUUUUUCUGUUUGCAAAAUCCGUUUGUGUGCAUAGAGGAAGCCAUUUAAUUCAAAAUCCCAUAACUGACUAAUCAGGAUUUGAUAGGUCCAAAGGAGAUGCCAUAGUAUUUCAGAGUUGGCAAAGGGAAUAGAAGGGAAGCAUUUUAUUGUGGCCAUGUCCAAUAGUACUGUAACAAAUUCCAGAACAGAAGUUGUCUGUUGAAAACCAUCCAAAUGAGAAAGAAGUGCAAGUUAUAUAAUUUUGUUAUAUGGUGAAAUUGACAGAUUUCCUCCCACCCCCUCCCACUUUUAAAUUUUUUGAUAAAUUGUUAAACAUAUUAUGUUGCACUUUAUGUCAUCAUUUUAAUUAAUCCACUGCCCCAACCGAUUUAUUCACAAAACCAUAUGUUAAGCUAUUUUGGUAGGACUUUUUCAGCUCUCCAUAGUCCCCAGUUUAGUGAUCCAGUUCAUAUCUUUUCCCACACCUGUCCCAUGGGCUUUUGUUUUUUGUGAUUUAUUUAUUUUUUGUUUUGUUUUAUUUCAGAUAGAAAUGUGUAAUUAAUUUGAGAGGCAGGCAUAAUAAAGUACAUUAAAAAAAAAAUAUGGUUUUUCUAUUUAAAUAUUCUAGUUACCGAAUGUUUACAACUGUGUACUAAGAAAGCAUUCUGUGGAAAUUAAGAACUAUUGUCUGCAGAUCAUUUAGGAUACAAGACCUUCUUAUUUUCAGAUUAACCUUCAUUUGUGCGUUAUUGCAAGUUGGCAUCAAGUAACGUAGAUGUUUAGAGCAGUAAGCACGAGGUUGUGUAUUGCGUGUGUGAGUCAGUAAACACGGUUUUAGGCAUUAUUUGUUUUUGCGCUCUGAUUUUGGGUUUUGUUUGUGUUUUUGUUUUUUGUUUUUUUUCUUCAUGACAUUUCUGCUUCUUUUGAAGCUGGCUGCUCCUAUGUUGUUGAUUUGAUUUCCAGCUAAAUUAUAAGUUACCAGAUUAGAACCAAUUCAUGAGAUGAUAUUUAAUUGUGUCCCACAAGGGAGGGAAAGGCAGAGCACAACAGAGAGAGAGGAUUCAUAACAUGAUGGAGACAGAGUGAAUAAGCAGAAAGAACGGUGAACACCUGAAAGUAUUAGGACAAAACAAAAAUGCAUCUAAAAUGCAGAAUGAUUGAGACACCACGAGAAAGUCUAUAAAACAGUUUUAGACAAAAUAAGAUAAAUGUCUGUGUAUUAACUAAAAUAAUAAUAAAGCAUUAUAUUAUUAUUACAAGGUGGUAAUGGAUAACGUAAACUCAGCAUUUCCAAUACAACUCACUGAUUAAUAACACAGAAGAAUAUCAUAAUAUGGAGUGAAAGUGAUUAGAGACUGAAGGUUGAGAGGGCUUGUGAGAGAACAUUAAGCUUCUCAGUAGAUGAUGAGGAAGAUGAUUAGCUAUGUACAUCAUUCUGUCACACAAAGGUAUCACCUUUAUGGCAGCACUAUUCUCUAAAGUGAGAAUUCAAAGUGAAUUUAAACUUAAGGCCAACAUAGCCGACUUGCAGAUUUUUUUUCAGUUUAGAUAUUUUGACCCAAGAUUUUAAAUUCACUUUGACUCAAUAUCCCACUUGGCUGAUGUGUGACUUCAUUCGGGGCAGCGAUAUUAGUAGCUCUGUCCAUGGUGCUGAAAACUAGCAUGCUGCUAAUACAGGAUUUGAGUCUGUUUUUCCACUUUCAAUUCAUUUCAGUGUUUCGCUUCCAUGUAUCUGUCUCUUUCAUUGCUUUGCUACAAUUAUCCUUUUUUGUUUUGACCCUCAUCUCUUUACUUUGUAUGGUGAACACUUCUCCUUGUCGCUCUCCAGUGGAUGGGUGCAUUCACGAUGCAGCAGGUCCUCUCCUGAAACUGGAAUGCAGCACUCUCAAUGGCUGUGACACCGGAGAGGCCAAAAUUACAUGUGGUUACCUUCUGCCUGCCAAAAGUAAGCCUGAUCCCAUAUUUUCUCCUAUAGCAGGGGUAGUCGACCUUCGGCAAUCCAGAUAUUUUGGACGGCAUCUUUUCUGACGCUUUUCCAGCGUUACAGCGAUGUAGGUUGCCAACCCUACAGAUAAACCAUCAAUAUUCCACACCUAGUAGUCAUCCACCUGGGUUCAAAUCUGUGUUGAUAGAACAAGGUUAUUCACUAAAGUGUAAAUUGUAGUAGACUGAAAUUACAAAAUUAUAAGCCAAAAAUAGAUGAUCUAGAAAUAAAAUCUCUAUCUCAUCUCUACUCCUAUAUUUUCAAUCUGGAAGUUUGUCAGUAACUCUGUCAGUACUAAGAACAUAAAACAUCUGCAAUAAAAAUAUGACUGUUAUUUUAUCUUAAAUCUAGAAUCAUGUGGUAUUGAAAAGGCAAUUGCAAGCUUUAAGUUUUAAAAUAGCCGAGCUAAAAAAAAUUAAACUCCUCCUUUAUAUCACACUAUUCAUGGUUUGUAUGAAUUAAGUAGUUUGUAUUGGUUGUUUUUCAAUUCAUUUGCAAAAUAGCUUGCAAGUUGAAGAUUUAUCCAUUUUGGCUAUUCUGGAGUAAAAUGUGUGAUAUAGCCUUGUCAAUCCUCUGCAAAUUCCCAUUUUAGCAACAGGCAGCUAAUUCUAACUCCUGAGCUUCCUACAAUUUUAUGUUUCCCCUUUCUGGGUUUGUAGGUCUACAUAUGAUUUCUUCGAAUACUAGUUGUAAUAUUGUAUAGCCUAUCGGUCAUUGGCAAAGCUGUGCUUCACUUUGACUGGAUUACAUGGAUGUCAGUGGCUAGGUACGGUUUUUGCUAAAAGUGUCAUUCACAAUUUUCUUGUUUAUUUCUGACGUCCAAGGUGUCAUUCAUGCGGUGGGUCCAGUGGCUAGGGGCGCCCCAGAGCCCAGUGACCAGGAAGAGCUGAAGAACUGUUAUAAGAAUAGUCUGAGACUGGCAGAAGAGAAUAAGCUACGAAGUGUGGUGAGCAAGCCAUGGGAUGAGGGGGGGUUGCCAGUAUGUUUUGGUGUAUCUCAACCACUAUAAAUAAACAAAUACAUCGGUAGAAGUAAGCAAUAAGAGGUGCCAUUCUCAACCUUAUCAUCGCCCUCUUCCUGUCUCUGAAAACUGGUGAAUUACAUAAAUAGGAAGCAGAAAAACAAUACCACUUUUUUUUCUUUUCAUCACCCUCAAUUAUGCUUUCUUGUGCUGAACAUGGUGAUUUUCUUUUACACCUUUUGUUCUACCAAUGUGCUUUCUCAGUAUUUUGUUUUUCUUCUCAUUGUCUCUCCAUAUUGUUCUGCAGCUGUCUGUAUUUUUUUUUCUCUAUUCUUUUUCCUAUGCACCUUGCACCUUGUGGUUUUGCAGUACAUUAGCACCCCUAAUGGUAAAAUGCAGGAAGUGAUGUUAUGUAUUUUUAGACUUGUUUGUAAAGUCAUAAGGCCUUGAAUUAGGAUAUUGUAAUUACUUUUAUAUAAAAUAGCUUUUAUUACGGAAUAUGACCUUCAGAUGACAACAGUACGUAACGUUUUUCCAAUAAGAAAUGGGAGCAUUUAGAUAAGAAAAACAAGUGUUUAAUACACUUUUUCCAAUUCCACAAGUAGGACACAUAGUUGCAUAAAAUUUCAAACCAGGAGUGAGUGGUCUUGCUGGACAAAAGAAUAUAUAACGGCUUAAAACCUGCGUACGUUGAGUGGAGUGCUGGUCCCAAGAAGGGGCUCCAAAGUCCUCUAACCAGCACUUUAAUGGAUUUUUAGGACAGUAGUAAAACAAUAAUUGGUGACGAAAAAACUAAAUUUGUAUGUGACAUUAAUGCACAUAUUGAUAUAUAUAUUUUUUUUUUAUGUUAUAUCAUUGUCCACAUUUGUAAUGUUAAGAUUAACUUUAUUUUCAGGAGUUUAGCCUGGAGUGAAGGUAGAUGCACUAUGUAAUGUAAUACAAUUAUGAGUUUAAUGAGCAUCAUGAACCAUGGGGGCCUUACUAAAACCCUUGAGCACUCUGUUAUAUAAUCAAGGUCACUUUGAGCAAAUCACAACUUAAGAGACAUGAUGUGGCUGUUGAAAAGUCUUGUCCAGCGCUAACAUUAUUGGGGAACUCAUGUUGGGAACUAAUGUCCACUACACGAUUCUAAGUUUUGAGACAUAUGAUUUGAGUUGCAGUUCCACAACAUCUCGCUUCCUGUAAUUUGUACAGCAAAUGAUGAUACACCAUCUCUUGUGAACAUGUUUACAUUUCUGCUUGUCAGUGUCCCCAUGGUUCAUGAUGCUCAUUAAUUGCAUCUUUGGACAAGCUUCAGUGUUUGAAUCUUCUUUUAUUAGACUGCUUAAUGUUUGGUCAUGUAAAGUGCCAUGGCAUUUCUUAAAUUCGAGCCAAAAGGGGUAGCCCCCUUGAUCGUAUGUCCCUGAGAACACCACCCGUAACAAGUUGAUAGGGUUUAAAGGAACACUUUAGUGUUAGGAAUACAACAUGUAUUUCUAACACUGUGUUCCUCAGCCAAAGGGGUCCCCCUCAAAGCAUUGUAAAGAGUUAAUCCUUUAUUCACUUACCCAAUUCCAGCACCGAGGUACGCCUACUCCAACAUCAUCUGAUGGGGAGACCUAAUGCACAUGCAUGGCGAGAGCAUUAGCCUUUCACCAUAGGAAGCUUUGCCUCAAUGCUUUCCUAUUGGUUUUUCUCAGACACUGGAUGUGGCCAUGCAAACAUGAAGACAUCCAGGGACGCUUCAGGUAGUUAAACUCCAUGAAACUCCAGGAAGCAGAGCUAGUGACUGUCUAUUUUAAGGGACAAAAUAAGGGAAUAACGUCUUUGUAUUGCCAUAUUAAAACAAUAGUGUACUUUAAUAAGGACCAUAAAAUUAUGGUUCAAUGCCUAUUCCAUAGUCCUGGUACAUGUUGUUACUCCCAUCCAAAUAGACCACUUUAAUCAGUGCACAGGAAAUACUAUAUUUUUAUAUAAAAUAGGAUAUGUCAAGGAUACUGUGGGAGAGACACAAAGAACAGACCUGCCCAUGUGCUAUUUUUAUAUGUAGAUUCAAUAAAGGUUUUAUUGUUUGAUUGAGAAUAUUAAUUUCCCACUGCUGAGGGAUCCAACUAUUUUUUCCAUUAUUUAGCUCAAGGAAGUACCAGGAUGUGUAUUGGGAUAUUGAACCUAAAUAACAGCUUCAUUGUAAAAACGGGAUAACGUUGUCUGCUUAUCUUUGUAGAAGGAGGUACUUGCCCAGUCUAAAACAAGUAGUCGUUCGAAUAUUUGUGUAAAUAUCUGGGGGUGGGUUUUCUCCAUUGAAGCAAUAUGGCAUCACCUGCUUUAAAAGAACCUUGCAAAGUAUGAACAAUGGAUUGACUCGUGGUAUGCCCUAAAUACAUCUAACUCUCCAUAACUGGAGAACUUUUAUUUGCUAUGAUUCCACUCUGAUGAGAUAUAUCUGUUCUCUAGGCAAGUUCAAUGGCUCUUACAUAUGUAUGAAGUCAAGAUAGUUUGACAAUAAGCCUUAAGGUCACCAGGCAUGUGUUGAUCUGUUAACUAAACAUUGUUAAUGGUUCUUUAAGUACAGAUAUGUGUCAGUACUUGUGUUUGCUAUUAUUUGUACUAUUCUAGAUAAAUAGUACUUUCUGAACAAUAAGUGUAAUAGCUUCAGCAACAUUGGCAUUUAGUGAUUUAAUACCAUAACUGACAAUUACUGUAAUGGUGUAAUAAUUGCCUAAUUAUCUCCAUUGUCCAGGCUUUCCCCUGCAUUGCCACAGGAAUAUAUGGUGAGUUUGUGUGUGAUCGUGUGUGUGUGUGUGUAUGUAUGUAUGUGUGUGCGCGUGUGUGUGUAUAUUUAUAUAUAUAUAUUAUAUUUAAAUAUAUACACACAUACUACAUACAUAUAAACAACUAUUUCUAAAAUUUGAGUAUAUAUAUAUAUAUAUACUUAUAUAUAUACUCCAUUUUAAUAAAUAGUUGUUUAUUUGUUCUUUACACUAUUUUCAGUAAAAAUGCAUAUUUAUAAUUAAUCUGCCAUUGCAGGAUAUCCAUCGGAGGACGCAGCCGAUGUGGCUCUCAACACAAUAAGGAAUUGUUUGGAAGAAAGCCCCGAUAAGGUGAGUACCAAAAGUUGGAUUCUAGAAAGAGGAAAACAAGCAUUCGUUUAUAAAGAAUCAUUUGUGAGCUAUCAACACGUGCAUAGUAUCUGUGAAAUUGGAAUGCAUAUGGGCAUGGUCUGUGGAGGUGGAAUACAACAAGCUGGCAGGCAGUUUUUUAUAUGUGUUGGUUACUCUUAUAGCAAGGGCGAAGGUGAAGGCUUCUCUGACAUCAGGAGCCCUUUAUUUUUUGCAAUUAUGAAUAGAUUUUCAGUUUUUGUUUUUUCAUUUGUUUUGUUUUCCAGUGAAGGACAAGUAUAUUAAAUGAGGAGCCUGCGCAGUUAGAUGCCAUAGGCAACCAAUGACUGGCAAUGUGCAAAGCUUUUGCUGCCAAAUCCUGCCAUUUAAAACCAAAGAUCGUAACUUUGAUUCCUUUUUUAAUGUACAUAUUUUGAUUACAUCAGAAUUUUUUUUUAAAUUCCAACAAAGUCAAAAACAGCUUUUCAUCUAUGAAGACUUUUUCAGUCUUUUCUUACUACUUUUCUUUCUCAUACCCUACUCUGGUUCUGUCUGCCCCUUGAUAUAGCUACGCGGGGUACGUGUGAGUGCACAUGGAUAACCAGUGAUGAAGUAAAUAUCCACCGUUUGGAGUUUGUUGCAUUAAGGGCAUUUCUUCAGAGUUCUAUAAUAGCUAUGGCAAGAGUCAAGGGAAUCUCUAUCCAUUCCUAUUUUCAAAAAAAUUUUUAUAGUUUUUUCGUUAUGCACAUAUUUAACAAAGUGGAUGAGACGGCUCACAUAGGGGCAUACCUAGAUAAAAAUGCUAUGAUUCUUGUGCUAGACAAUGUAAUUGGUUUUAUGUAAUAAUACCUUAUUAUUAUUGUUGUCAAAAUUUUGCGGAAUUUAGCAUUUUGCACCACUGUGUUAUGCUGUUUCUUGACCAAAAAUAAAGAAUUGGGGGAAAACUUUCAGUGCCACUUUAAGAUUAUAUACCUACUGUACGCAAAGUGGGUAAAGUUCUAUAUGAGUUACUUGUACUGUAGAUUGCAGUAAUGGCCAUAAUGUUUGUAUUGAAUAUUAUAGAAUGGCUCCUUUUAUAACUAAUUGGAUUUGGCUGCUAAAUGACAUAAAGCAAAAUCCAUACCUACCUGUCUACAGAUUGCAUUUCAUUGAUGUAGUUCACUCUCUCCCCUCGUGCGUUCUGGGUAACAUAGUGCAGAUGGGACUCUCUGUAAAAUAAAUGACUUCUGGAUUGUUUUAGAGUUGGAAUUGGACACUUUGACCUGUUAAGUGAAAACAAAUAUUGCAGACUAUAAUUUCAGCCAAGAAAAGAAAAUUGCUUCUACAGCAAAAUAAGUAUAAUUGUCCUUUCUUCAGACACAAAGUUUUGCAUAACUAUUUGGCAGACUACGAGUCAAUCAAGCUUUAAGUGAUCAGUCCAAGAUAUUACAACAUAAACAGUGAAGUGAUAAUGUGUUCUGUUCUGCAGUUAGAGUUCUAAUUCUCUUUAUAUGGGGGACCAGGACCCCACUGUCCCUUCCCCAUAGAAUGUGUGUCAUCUGGCUUGUCCUAAAAUCCUGCAUUAUAAAGUAAAGUACAUAUAGUAUCCAUGAAAACAGCAACCCAUGGACCUUUUCUAAGUACACUGCAAAUGGCGAUUGCACAAGUCCUGGGAAUUAUCAAUCAUGGGAAUCCUAGCAUAUAAACAGCCAACCAGUAGACAGUUAAGCUGUAGAACACUCCAACUGUCAGAGUAAUCCACUUCAAAAUAAAUGAGGUAGUUUUAUAUUGUCCAGUUAAUUUCCACCUGGCCUAGGGAAGCUGACAUGGACAAGUAUUCACCCAGCUAUCCUGAAGCUUGCCUGCUACUGACCACACACAAUAAAUAUAUACAAAGCCUAGACACACCUGCAGGAAAGCAAUGGAGUGUGUAUGUCAGGAAUACAACUGAUCCAACUUGCAAAGUGUGUACCAAAACCUAACAAAGAAGAAUUGGUCUGUAAGGGGCGUAUUACCAGUCCUUAGAGUGUUCAGGCUGAACACAAUGAUGGUAAAGAAAAUUGCCAACUACUACAUAGGCAUGGGCAAGCCAAAAAGGGAUGACCGAGGAGGUAAGUAGUUCAAGGAUGACCAAGAAAACAGAAGCUCAAAAAACCAAGUCAGGGAUGCCUAAAUUGAGGGGAAAAAAACAGUUUGCACAUUAUAACGAUGUCUGGAAUAUUAUUUGCAUUUCCAGAGUACAUGGGGGCAUCCAUGAGUUUGAUGCACUGGUAGGUUUCUGCUGGUGAAUGUCACUGGAGACUGCGCAUCGUUGGCGAGUAUAUACCUGUCAGAAACCAUAACAGUAUAUUAUUUGUAAGCAAAUAAUCUGAACAGGAACCCACAUCAUUUUCCAGUUUCUGUGCAAUCCAAUGUUAUUUUUAGCAACAAAAGAAGAGCGCGUAUUUAUAUUGUAUAUUUUUCUUCUAUUGUGUCAGAUACAGUAACUAUGUUAUAUGACGAGUGAGUGAACAAGAUUAUCUCCACUUGUCCCCAUUCACAAUUAUUUAAUUGUAUUUAAUAUACCUUGCUCAUCAAGCUGAUAUUCUGACUCCAUGAUGCAGAAAGACAUAUUCUUCUGUCUUUGUAUAGUCGGUGCAGGCGAGGGUUCCCUGAUUUUAAGUGGCAUAGUGCUAUACUUCAAUAGAUCAAGUGGCCAGCUAUGAUGAAUACGUUAAAGCGGAUUUGUCUCUUUUGGGAGUCUUUGCAGAUUUUGCAUCUCCCGUUAGGGUCAGGUGGACGAGGGGUGCAGUGGAAGGAAGGUUUACUUCUCCUAAGCCUAUCCACAUAUCCGCUGCCAUCUUCUUCCUCUAGGUUGUUUUCAGAGAUGAGCAUAGUCAAAGUCAGAGAGUUGAUGAGAAACUGAUGCAAAAAUAACUAAUCUGGAAAAAUUAUCCAACUCUCCAAAAUCAAACCUUGGCUAUUUUGUUGCAGUGUUUCCAUUUGGAAUUAUUGUAAAGGGACACUCCACUGCCCAGAUACAAUUAUUUUUUAAAAUCAUUAUUUAGUAUACAUUCCCCCAAUGAAAAUAUGCAUGCAGUUAUUGUCAUUGGGGGUAUAUUUAAAUAUCUCUUGCAAAAGCUGCAGAUCUCUUGUCUGCUGUCUUUGCAAAUCCUCACAUUCUAACCCCGCCCAGACUAUCUGUGGCUGUCCAAUCACAGACUUCCUAAUGCAGCAAAAUUAGAAUUUUCUGCAAAGCCGGUGCUAUGGGCAAUGGCUGUAUUUUGAGUCUAGCCCCACUGAGCUAAGCAACCAGAAAGACCUGUUGUCUGUUAGUCAGCAGGUUUUACAGGGUUAAAUUAUAAACGUUCUAAUUUCGAUUGAAAUCUGCACUUUUUGUAAAAUGGAAAAAAAGACAUACUCUUUACACAUAAUUUACUUCAACGAGCUAAAGCACUUUGUGUGUGGGGUGUUUAUUUAAUCUGAAUAAUUCAGAGUUUAGUGAAUAACACUCAUUGGGUGAAGUGAGGGAGAAAAAUGGAAAUAUAAUACACGUGGGGAUAUGGAGGGAAUAGAUGGAAAAAAGAUGGUCGGAGAUAGAGGGUGAGGAAAAGGAAGAAGAGAAGAAAAUGAGCGAAUUGUACAAAAUGAAAAAAAUGUGAUGGAGAGAACUGAAUUAAAUAAGAUGGUCAUGGUAAGAAAAACAUAAAGGAAGUAGAAGUACUAAAAUAAUUGAGAAACAUCGAGGCAGAAAAUGAGAUCUGUGGGAUUUAGCACUGGAGUUAAUGAAAGAGAAAGAAUGGGAGAGGAAAUGUUAGAUGUGACGGUGGUGGCUGGUUAACCUUGGCACUGCAAAUAUUCCAUUAUUAUGGGAAAUUUGGUAAACAGCCCCCUGGUGAACUUAGUACUGCAUGUUUAUAAAUCACAAACGUUCCACCUUUACCCUGGCCGAGAAAUGUACAUGGCAUUCCAUUGCAGUGACAGGACUAGUCAAUAUUAUGCCCUAACCUGGAUAUACGCCAAGCAAUUGAUAGAUCUUUGUAUAUAAUCGUUUGUACGUGUACAUUCACAGUCUACUUGCAUCUGAUUUUGUCCUCAGUUUGACCGAGUCAUCAUAUGUGUUUUCCUGAAGAAGGAUGAAGAUAUUUAUCUUCAGAAAUUUCCUGAAUAUUUUCCUCUGGGUGAGUGGCAGUAUGUGCUAAAAAAAAAAAAAAAAAAGUACUCUGAAAUGUUUUAACAAAUCCUUUUGUCAUUUAAGCUGAGCAUUAAUGAGCGCAGCGAAAUGACAAACUCGAACAAAAAUUCUGUGUGUUCUAGAAAUAAAGUCCUACAUGUUUUGGACACCAUUCUUAUCUUUGUUGCGCUCCACUGUACGUUUCAGUCAAGUUUCACUCUAACUUGUAUUGCAAACAAUAGAGGACGAGAACACAAUAGCCAUCGCUGAUAAAGCAGAGAAUGCGCCUUAUGCUAUUGAUCUCGGUGUGUCAGAAACUGAACUAUGCAUUGAAUUGAGCUGGAGAUCUAAUCAGACAGCACCUAAGUAUGAGAGAGGAGUGGUGGCUUUUAUAGACGCAAACGUGUCCUUAUGUUCAAGAUAAAUAAAAUACGUAAGAUUAAACCUGGAACAAGAAACGGACUAAAACUGCAAGGAAUAUGAACCUGCAGCACAAUCUUGCACACACAAUGUACUCAGUGGGUACCUUUCAAAUGGCACUCUGUGGAGCAGGCCUCUUACGCUAGAGCUGUAUAGAUUUUCACAAAAAUCCUUUAAUUAUUAGACCUCAAUAAGAUUUUCCAUGAGGUGUUAAAAAUACGAUCCCCAUAUUUCGUCCAUUUUUCCUCCAUUUUCAAAGGUUUUGAAAUCAAUAUAGGACCCACACAAAAUCAGGGGAGAUUGCCUUUUCCUAAAAAAAGAAAAUCUGGCACCCCUUAGAACCGUCUCAUACUUUUAAUCACACUGUUUUUGAUAGGCAGAAUAGCACUCUGUCACUGGAAAGGUUGUGAGAAAGUGCCAGUGUAACACUGCAAUAUUAUGUAGCAUAUAUGAGCUCAGUUCUGUUGAAGGGUUACUCUAAGCAACUUGACCCCUUCAAUGAUUUGAAGUGGUCAUGGUGCCUGGAGUCUUUAUGUGCUGCGUUUCACUUUGAAAUGUCGCUCAUACAGAGUUUAAACCCCUAUGCUGCCAGAGAUGUAACUACAUCAACGGCAGCUUCAUUGGGUCGUCUGCUGCCUGCCCCGAACAUAAUGUUGGUUCUAAUAAAUGUUUUUUGUGUUUUCACUAAUUUUACUUUGUAUCUCUUGUUGUACUGUCAAUGUUACAGAUACUGUGAGGAUAAGAUGACAACGUCUUGCAAAAUAUUGUUUUUAGAUCAGAACAUUUGACUGCCAGAAUGUUUCCACUAUGAUCGCUCAUAAACAAUUGUAAAGUGGGGGAUUAGUCACCCACCUAUACUGUACACAUGACUGGUGGAAAACAAAAAUGUCUCUUUAGAUUUAAGUGCAGUGAAUUACCGUAUGUGCUUUAAAAGCACAGAUCUCUUAUGUCUGUCCAAUUAACUGUUAAUGGAAUGGGGUGCAGGAAAAAUAUACAAUCCCAGCACCUAUAAGCAUUAAUUUCACAGGCUGGCAAAUGUAGUACGUUGCCAUUAAAGUAGUAGGGGACAGCCACAACUGCACUUUGCCUUACCUGCUUCAUCAGGAAUGAGAUUGAAUGAUGCUCUACGGAAAGAGUAAUGAAUAGGUCUUUUAUUAAAGCAUGUUCUGCUUUUUCAGCCUGAAACAGACUAUGUCCUCAGUCAGGGAGCGUGGUAAGAGCUUGGUGUGUGAGUCAUGAAAACAUAGUAAUAGAUUAUGUGUGUGCUUGCAUGCUCACAGCAAUACGUUCGAACAUGUUUGCGUGCAAUACACUAUAACAUAAGCCAUGUUAAUUACAUUUUAAGAAAAUCUACUUCUGCAAGUCCAGAACUAUUUCUAACCAGACACAUAAUUGAUAUUCUCACUUUAAUAAAAUGUUUUCUGUGUGUUUUCUAUAAUGUAAAUAAUUUUCUGCUGAAACAAGUUGGUCUUGCUGUUUGUAUUGCAUUAAUAGUCUUGUAUCAUUAGUUUGACAUUGAAUACUUACCUAUAGAAGGAACUGUCUUUGGUGAGGUUUUCUUCCAAAGUUGUUUAGGCCAUUGCUUUGUCAUUUUCAUCUGGUCGAUGGUUGUUUUUUAUUCUCCUGCUAUGUAUUUUAUUUUUACUCCUUACAUGGAACUUCUGAUCUAGGGUCACACACAUUGUACUCAGAUCCACUAUUGAGUAUCAAGGCAGAAUAGGCAGUACGGUUGAAUGUGACCCGUUCAAACCAGAGUCCACUUGUCGACUGGUUAAAAUAUAACAUAGCUUCAUUAAAGAUCUGCACUAGAUGGGUGGCCCAUAACGAGACUGCAUUGACUGCUCUCUUACCCCAUGUGUAAAUCAUUGGUUCGACGAGGAUAUCAUGCAAUUUACUAUUAAUGCUGUAAGGAUGCCAUGCGCGAGUGUGGGUGCUCCAGUCUUCUAUUUCAUGUUCCUUCACUGCACUCACCAUUUUGCUGUCUGUGGCAUGAUCACCUCCCCUGCUAGCCUUCUCAUGCCAGUUGCCAAGCAUCUUAUGUCCCUCCCAAGCCAGAUAUAUCACAGCACUUUUACCUGUUUUUUUUGCUCAGCACCCAUUUCAUGCCUCCAUCACUAUCUAAUGUCUGCUUGCCAUUCAUUUAAUGUCCUUCUCUCCCAUUGACCUAUCAUGUCAUAUAAAUAAUGACUCUCCUUCCCCAAACAUUCUUCUUAUACUACCUGCAAUCCACCCCAUGCCUCUCCUUGACCGUCUUUAAUGUAAUUGCCCUGACAUCCAUCCCACCUCCCCUCAUACCUAUCCGUCUCUUACAUGCCUCUCUAAAGAUUCUCAUACCUUCUCCCCAGACAUCAAUUUAAUGCCCCUUGACAUGCUUUAAAUUUCCCUUUACUUACCAUAUUUCCAUUUUAUGUGCCAUGCCACCCAUUCAUCAUAUUUCACUAGUUCUCAAUUAAUACCCGCUGUUGUGUCCCUUCCACCCAAUGUUCUCUGUCGCUCACCUGAUGUUCCUGGCACCGUUCCUUUCAUGCCCCAAUUAAUCUCAUCCCUAAAGAUGAUCAAAUUUCCUUCCACAACCUCCCUAAUCUCCCUAGUCUCACAUUAACCUCUGCAGCACCCCUUUCCUUACUCAUUUCCUAUAUUCCAAUUCUGUCUGACAUGUCUCAUUGCCUCGAAUUCCAGUCUCCACAUUCAUUCCCUGUCCUCUCUUCCAUCCAUCUUCUCCUCUUUAUUAUUUUCCUUCUCUGUUGCCUCACUGUUUUAUAAAGCUGUUUUGUUAUUUAAUUUUCCCUCAGGCAUCCAAUACUCUAGUGCUUAGUUGGAAUGAAGUUUCUCUGCAUGUUCUGUUAUAUGGAUUUGUGAAUCAAGGGCUCAGAAACAGAGAUAAGGCAUGGUUAUGUGAAAGUAUUUACUGCUGGGAGGAAGGGCUCUAAAGCAAACAUUUUGUUGUGUAAAAGUGAAAUAUUUACCAUCCAAAUUCUAUCAGCCAAAAUAUUAGCUACAUGUAUAUAGAAUAUUGGUGAAAUACAUAUAUGAAAAACUAGGUGUACAGAAGAUUACAGUGGUAAACUACAUGUAUAAAUGGUGACAUUGUUAUAAUUAAAAAUAAUACAAUAAUUAUUUUAUUAGCAUUUAUUAAUGGCAUCUCCUGAUCCUCACUGAAACAUGUCUCUCCUCAUCUGACUGUGCCACCCCUGUCUUAUGGUGGCCUCCAACUCUUGCAUACUUCCGGACCUGGUAAAUGCAAGAAUGGUGGAGUGGGUCCAAAAGAGGUACAGACGGUGAGGGGAGGUGGGAUAAACUAGAGAAUGGGGUCAAAAGUGUUGAAAGCAGCAGAAAAAUCAAGAUGAAUAUGUAGGGAGUUAUGGCCUUGGAUUUUUUCCAUUACUUCUCGAAUUACAAACUAUCCAAUUAUGGAAUUCCAACUAUCUACUUGACCCGCAUCAAUCCGGCUUCCACUCCAAACACUCCACAGAGAGUCUACUGACCAAAGUGACUAAUGAAUAAUUAGUGAUGGCAAAAUACAAAGGCUAUUAUUCUAUACUUAUUAUUCUCUUUCUGCCACUUCCAACACUGUUGACCAUCCUCUUCUCCUCCUCACCCUUCACCAACUUUUGCCACAGUGGUACCGCACCCUCCUGGUUCUCUUACUUCAUCUCUAGCUGCUCCUUCAGUGUCUUCUUCUCUUGUUUCUCCUACACCUCUGAACCUCUUGUGGUUGCCAUUCAUGGAAGCUCUGUACUGGGACCUCUUCUUUUCUUAAUUUACACUUCCUCUCUUAAUAUCACCUGCAUGCUGAUGAUACCCAGAUCUUACUCUCCUCACCUGAUCUUUCACCCCCUCUGUUGGAUCAUGUCACUGACUGCCUAUUCUCUCUCUGAACUGGAUGACUUCAUGAUUUCUUAAACUCAAUCUCUUCAAGACUUAACUCCUUGUCUUUUCUCCUUCUAAGGCUGACACUGUAAUCUCUAACCCACAGGCACAUUGUCACGCGCACAGUUUAGUGAUGCCGGGCUGGAAUUACAUAUUCCGGCACCCUGCAUCACCACAGAGGGCGUGCAUGAGCAGUGAGGAGCAGGAGAACAGACUGUGCUCGCUGCCGUCAGGUUCCUCUCCCCCCGGCUGGGUAGAUUUUAGCAGAGUAGGCACCUGCAACGUGGCCUUAACAGUAAGCAUGUACUCGCGGCUUGCUGGGCCGCAAUGAUAUUCAUUGUUGGCCGCGAGUUUGACAUGCUUGGACUACAGGAUAUCAGCACACUGAGCAUUUUACCAGAUGACCAGCCUGGCCCUGCUUGUAACGGAGCAUUACUAAAUCUGCCUUUAUGUAUUUAUUCAGACUCUCAAACCUACCACCUAUGGCUGCAGUACCAUGUGCCUGAUCACACCUCAAUCAUGUCAAAAUACUGGUAGUUGAUCAGACCAAUCUUUAUUUAAUUUUGUUUCCCACGCAUAAUAAAGAAGAAACAUUUUAUAAAGAUAAUUCCAGCCAAGAUUUAACAUUUCAUUGUGCUCAGAAACAAAUUGUAAAAUUGCAUGUUUGUUUUUUUGAGAGAUGGGUUUGGUAUAUGUCGGAGUAUUAAAAAAAAAAAAAUGCUCAUAUUACAGGAUUCUUCUUUCUCUACUUACAGACGAAGAGGUCGACGACGACAACGCUGAAUCUGAUCCUGAGAAUUCAUCUACAUGUGUUUGAGUCUCCAAUAUUCCUGCUUUCCUCCUGCUCCAUGUAUUUGCAGUGAUAUUAGUAAAGUCAAUACUACAAUCAGCUUUAUGGCGUGAUUAUUUACCCCAAAUAAGAGGCACAAGAAAGUGGAG
Pelobates cultripes (western spadefoot toad) is the source of this 25689-nucleotide messenger RNA. Lineage: Eukaryota; Metazoa; Chordata; Amphibia; Anura; Pelobatidae. The record is from the annotation of a GenBank genome assembly.